Messenger RNA from Paramisgurnus dabryanus, 1896 nucleotides. RefSeq names its product ring finger protein 141 (gene rnf141). NCBI's taxonomy places the organism in Eukaryota, Metazoa, Chordata, Actinopteri, Cypriniformes, Cobitidae. Gene Ontology annotation, biological process: protein autoubiquitination. The record is from RefSeq and is a predicted model, not a curated record. Gene Ontology annotation, molecular function: ubiquitin-protein transferase activity.
GUAAAAAAAAAUUAUUUAGCUUUUCAUUUGGUUUUAAAUAACCAUUUUUUUAACUAUAAAAUGGUGUAAAUAGUCAUUGUCUUGUCUAUCUUUCAUCAUAGUACACUUGUUUAAUUUUACAGCUGCAUAACAUUUUUGGCUGUUUUGCCCUAAGUCAUUAAAAUGAGUAUUUAUAACACAUCUACGUAAAAAAGUGACAAAUAAGGAAAUAAAAAUCAAUAAAGAGUAGCGUGAGUUUACUCACUCUGUAGCCCGCUAUCAAAGUUCAAUUUAUGGCUAUCCCUUUAAGCGUACGCAUGACGUCACCACAGCGCGUCAGUGUUACUUGUUAUCCUGUUGUUUUCAUCUCGAAAUUUGUCUGGAUCAAACAAAUGUCAGCAGGAUCUUCGGAAGUGAAUGAGGUCUAGAGUUGGAAUUGAGUAGUCCUCCGUGUGGACCCGAGAUGGGCCAGCAGCUUUCUGGCCAGGCAGUGAGCAGACUGCCUGAGAAACUCAUCAAACAUGUUGGGCUAAUGAGAGACAGCGGCUACCUCACUUAUGACGAAUUCUUGGGUCGUGUGGCAGAACUCAAUGACGUAACUGCAAAACUGUCUCCUGGCCAAAAGAAACAUCUUCUGUUUGAAGUACAGCCUGGAUCUGAUGCAACGGCUUUAUGGAAGGUUGCUGUGAGAAUAGUGUGCACCAAGAUUAACAAAGAGGACGGAAUGGUGGAGGCCUCGCGCAUUAUGAACCUUUACCAGUUUAUGCAGCUCUACAAAGACAUCACCAGUCAGGCAGCUGAAUCCCUGGCUGUGGCCGCAGAGGGAUCUUCUGAACAGCUGUCAUCAGAAGAUAACUGCCAGGCCAGCAUGUGGAUGGGCAGGGUAAAACAGUUGACAGAUGAAGAGGAAUGCUGUAUCUGUAUGGAUGGGAAGGCUGACCUCAUUCUUCCCUGUGCACACAGCUUCUGUCAGAAGUGUAUUGACAAGUGGAGCGGUCAGAGCAGAAAUUGCCCCGUCUGUCGUAUUCAGGUGACUGCCGCCAAUGAAUCUUGGGUAAUGUCAGACGCUCCCACAGAGGAAGAUAUAGCUGGAUACAUUCUCAAUCUUGCAGAUGAAGCCGGUCACCCACACAGACCUUAAAAUCUGACAGUUGCUUCCCACUGACGACAACAUGACCCACUGUAAAUAGUAAUUUCACAGGGUGACUAUGAGUCUUAGUAUGUAUUGCACUUUAUAGUGUCAUUCACUGAAUGCAAUAACUGCUGAAUAUUUUUUUAAUUUAAAAGAUUUUUUAGGUUAAUGCAAUAUAAUUUGUCAUCUAAUCGGUUACUGUGAACUUAUGAAGAUAAAUGCUAGACAACAUGUAGCUUUAGAACGUAACUGCCUUUCAUUCCCGUUAAUCUUGCGGUUUAAUCUCAUUUGUGAAGUAUUGCACUUAAUAGUGUCUGACUGUUUCAUUAAGGCCUUGUAUUACCUGAACAGUAGUAUCGGCACGUGAAAGUGUUUAAUGAUAUUAACUCCAAAAUUCAUUACUGUACAGCAUGUGUGCAUUCAUAAUUAUUUAGUGAUUGGUUGGACAUGAGCGCUUUACUUUUGUGUAACUGCAGUCGUUUCAUAUGGAUUUAAAUUAAGCUGUUCAUCUCAUACAUGUAUGUGUGAGAGAGAUUGAAUAUGAGAGCUAAGGAAAUGUAAUUGUAUCAUAAAAAUGUGUAUAUAUUGAUCUAAAUUUAUAUAAAAGUUUAUUAACGUGUAAUGCAAUUUAUCAAGAUCAACUAAACAGAUUUUAAAGUAUACCUUAAUUUCAUUUAAGUAAUGAAACCGGUUUCUGUUAUAGUGUUGUUUGAAGAAGAGCUGUUUGAGAUGUUCAAUGCCCUUUUUUGUCUAUACAAAUCUGAUAAUAAAGUUCAUUAAAUAUA